AUGGAGGGACCAUUAAACCCAGGGGCCCCGAAUGGCAAUGGCAGCAUACGCACUCCCAGCCCCUCACCGCCCUCGAUAGACCCCCAGCUCAUUGUCGACCACCUGGAAAAGGUGCUCGAUGUCAGCUUGGGUGCAUCCAAGGAGGACCUGUAUGCCACCGGCAGUCUGCUGUCGUCGGCCAAACUUCCGGAUACACUGCAACGAUGCGCCCGCUUCGCCUCCGAGGGGCAAUCGGUGCUAUAUGUAGUCAAGGAACGAGCAGAUGAGGCUCGCAUCGAUGGCAUGGACAGCGCGAAUAGCAAUGCAGGCGCCACCCAGCACUUUACCUAUACCCUCUCGAGUGAGAUCACAGCUUCUCCCACUUGCGCCGCAUUUGUUGUUAUUUCCAAGCGACCGAUACCCAUAGACCCCGCGAUACCCCUUAGCCAGCAGGUCCUUAUUCAGACCCUGCCUGGCUUUAUACUUUCUAAUAACGCUUCUUCGCCCGACGGCACGCCCUAUGAAUUCCUCCGUUCGCUCAUUCAGUCGGCCGUCGAGCCCUACUUUGACACGUACACAAAGAGUCAGCGUGACUUGGCGGGGAAAUAUAGCAAGGGUGACAAUGAUGCGAGGACGGGCAUUUCGGCAACGAGGAAGAAGAUUGCAGAGUUGGCUGUGAGCUUGGGCAAUCUUGAGCAGAAUGUCGAGAUUCCUGAACUGCUUCUGCCUCUGCAUCCACUCAUCCAGAGUGCUUUGGACGAGGCCAACCAGCGCGGUGUGAAGCCCUCUCCAGAGCUUAUCCCCGCUGCUAUUGUGCAGGACAGCAGUUUUCUCAACGGAUUACAGGCGACAGUCAAUGGAUGGAUCAAGUCGAUACAAACCAUUACGAAGACUUCUCGCGAUGUCUCGACUGGAACAGCUGCGCAGGAGAUCAACUUCUGGAUUUCCAUGGAAUCAAGGCUGCACGAUAUCGAGACACAGCUUGGAAGUCCCGGUGUGAGGCUCACGCUGGAUGUGUUGAAAAAUGCAAAGCGUUUCCAAGCGACUGUCAGUUUCAGCGCAGACACUGGUCUGAAGGAGAGUACGGAUCUUGUGCAAAAGUACAACCAGCUUAUGCGCGAAUUCCCACUCGAUCAGCUGCUGUCUUCAACUUCACUCCAGGCAGUUCAGGAAGCAAUUCAAUCCAUCUUCAGCCACAUGAACAAGAAACUCCGUAUUUGCCCCUACCCUGUUCGUCGCGCCCUGCCCCUCGUAGAGGCGAUUUCCGGUGAUCUCGAUAAACAAUUGCAUAAUCUGCUUCAUGGCAAGACUCUCAUGCACAUGGAUUAUCCCGAGUUCCAGGCCAUUAUGGCAGUUGCUGAGAGUAUCUGGCGCACUUGGGAAGAGAAUGUUAAGGAGUUCACCAACGUUGCACGUGAAGUGACGAGGCGAAGGAAUGAGAAGUUCAUUCCCAUCAAGAUUGCUGCGCGACACAAGGAGACGGAGGAGCGUAUUCGCUACAUCACUACCUUCCGCAAGAACCACGAGCAGCUCCAGCGAACCAUUGUCAAUGUCCUGGGAUCCCAGUCGUCUUUGUCUGAGAGCGCGCCAGCUAAGGAGGCCGUCAUUAUCGAGGAGAUUGGCGACGUGGAUGCUGUCAAGGAGGUCAAGGAGGCCUACGAUGUUCUGAAAGAUGUGGAUGUUCUCGACGUGUCGCCCGAGGGCACGCGACUGUUUGAGCAAGCAGAGCAAAAGUACAACGAGCGUACGUCGCGUGUUGAGAACUCCAUCAUUGCCAGACUGAGGGAUCGCCUUGGUACCGCCAAGACGGCGAGUGAGAUGUUCCGCGUCUUCUCCAAGUUCAACCCGCUGUUUGUGCGACCAAAGAUUCGGGGUGCCAUCUCCGAGUACCAGACGCAGCUCAUCGAGAAUGUCAAACAAGACAUCUUGGCCCUUCAUGAGCGCUUCAAGCGACAGUAUGGUAACUCCGAAGCUCACGCCAUGGCACAGCUUCGCGAUUUCCCUCCCGUAUCUGGCGCUGUCAUCUGGGCUCGUCAGAUUGAAACCCAACUGGAGACUUACAUGGGUAAGGUUGAAGAUAUUCUCGGAAAAGACUGGGCGCUCCACGCAGAAGGUCAGAAGCUUCAGGCUGAAAGUAGUAUGUUCAAGAAGAAGCUCGACACCAGGCCCAUCUUUGAGUCUUGGCUCCAGGAGGUUGCGAGGAGAAAGUUAUCCAUCUCUGGACGACUUUUCCUUGUCAACAGGAACCGUGCUGCCGGUAACAUUCUUGAGCUGAAUGUCAACUUUGAUGCGCAAGUCAUUGCGCUUUUCAAGGAGGUUCGCAACCUGACAUGGCGCGGUUAUCAAGUCCCCCACGGCAUCAACAACAUCUCCAAGGAGGCGAAGCGUGUCUACCCUUACGCAGUCAGCCUUAUGGAGAGUGUCCGUACAUAUACUCAGACUGUGCGCUCAAUCACCGAGAUGGGCAGUGUUGCUCUGCUCCUUAACAACUAUGUCAACGAUGUUCAAGCACUAGUUGGCAAGGGUGUACCGCUCAAGUGGGAGUCUUUCGUUCACGCCUAUGACCUCCAUGUUCGGCAGUCUGGAUUUCCGGUUGGUGGUGGCAGUGUUCGCAGCGAGAGCAAGCACGUCCAGUUUGUUCGCGACUUUGCUGCGGCAACAUCCCUGCUUCAGCUGAAGGUCGCUACUUUGGUGAACAUCAACGCUGCAGUUGAGAAGGCACUGAAGGAUCUGGAAACAUGCUCGUACACCAAGGACGCUUUCCAACAGAACCUUGAGACCAUUCAAAAGUCCAUCGAUCAGCUUAACCUUGAGAACUACGCCAACCUUGCUUCUUGGGUCUCUGACAUGAACGCCCGCAUCGAGUCUAUCUUGUUGGUUCGACUCAGCAGAGCUAUUGCUUUGUGGAUCGAGAUCUUCAACAACGUCGAUGAGGAGAAUCAAGACCGCCGUCCAGUCAGUGAGCCUUCUUCUACGGAGAUCCCAGAGGUGAAGCCGACCUUGGCUCGGUUGACGCUCGAGAUUACCAUGCGGAAUCAGGUCAUUUACCUCAGCCCUCCUGUGGAGUAUGCUCGAGCAAGCUGGCUUGAGCAGCUUCAACAGUGGCUCGCCAUUGUUUGCACUCUCCAGAAGAUCAAGGCUUCGCGAUAUGAAAUCAGACUUGAAGCAACUAACGAUACUUCCGUCAAUCAAUUCUCUGACCUGCCAAGCCGAUGCACCAAUUCACUUAUUGAAGUUUACGGUGCUGUUGAAGGAAAGCUUCGCGACAUUUCCUCCUAUGUCGAUGAGUGGCUCCAGUUCCAAUCUCUAUGGGAUCUGCAGUCCGACCACGUCUAUGAUAUCCUUGGUGAAGAUCUCUCCCGGUGGUUGCAACUUCUCCAGGAAAUUCGCAAGACCCGUGCCACUUUCGACAACUCUGAUAUCAGCCGCCAGUUUGGCUAUGUCACAGUCGACUAUGAGCAAGUACAGGUCAAGGUCAACGCCAAGUAUGAUCAGUGGCAGCAAGAAAUCCUUACCAAGUUUGCUAGCAGGCUCGGUCAGCGCAUGAACGAUGUAUAUGUGCAGAUUGAGAAGGCUCGCAAGGACCUUGAGAUGCAGACACUUGAGGCGUCCUCGACCGCUCAGGCUGUCUCCUUCAUCACCACUGUCCAGCAGUGCAAGAGAAAGGUCAUGGAAUGGGAACCAGAGAUUUCUACAUUCCGUCAGGGCCAAGCUACGUUAGCUCGCCAGCGCUACCAAUUCCCAUCGGACUGGCUACAAAUGGAGCAAAUCGACCACGAAUGGCAGACGCUGAAUGAGGUCUUGGAGAGGAAGAACAAGAUCGCGAAUGACCAAGCUGACGCAUUGAGAGCUAAGAUCGCUGCGGAAGACAAGGUCGUCAACCAGAAGAUCGUUGAUAUCACUGGAGAGUGGGCUGAGGAGAAGCCUGUGGCUGGCAAUCUUGCACCUGCGGAUGCUUCAGCUGUUCUGGCCAAAUUUGACCAGAAGCUCAGCCAGCUUCAGAACGAGUCCAGCAAUAUCUCGAAAGCCAAGGAGGCUCUUGGCUUGCCACCUUCUCCAGAGAAUGCACUUGAGACUCUGCUGGAAGAAGUACAAGAUUUCAAGUCGGUCUGGUCUGCACUUGGCACGAUCUGGGCCAGUAUUGACGAUCUUCGUGAGGUCCUGUGGACUAGCAUCCAGCCUCGCAAACUGCGACAAAACCUUGACAACCUUCUCAAGAUGACCAAAGAUAUGCCUAGCCGCAUGCGACAAUACCAGGCUUUCGAAUACGUUCAGACCACCCUCAAGCAGCUGCUCAAGGAGAACGCGAUCCUGGCAGAGUUGCGCUCCGAUGCUGUGAAGGAGCGUCACUGGACAAGGAUUUUCAAGAACCUGAGGCCUCACAAGCGAUACUCUGCUAUUUCCAUGACUCUCGGCGAUGUCUGGGAUCUCAAGCUUGGCCCUAGCGAGAAGAUUAUUCGUGAUGUCAUUACUCAAGCCGCAGGUGAAAUGGCACUCGAGGAGUUCUUAAAGCAGGUCCGUGAGACGUGGCAAAACUACGCUUUGGAACUUGUCAACUACCAGAACAAGUGUCGUCUCAUCAGGGGCUGGGACGAUCUGUUUGCCAAAUGCAGUGAGAAUCUCAACUCCCUCCAAGCUAUGCGACAUUCACCCUACUACAAAGAGUUUGAGGAGGAGGCGUCGUCUUGGGAAGACAAACUAAACCGUGUGCACGUCCUUUUCGAUGUUUGGAUCGAUGUACAGCGCCAGUGGGUUUACCUCGAAGGUGUGUUUACAGGUAACGCUGAUAUCAAACACCUGCUUCCCAUGGAGUCAGCUCGUUUCCAGAACAUCAACUCGGAGUUCUUGUCGGUUAUGAAGAAGGUUUCGCGCCAGCCCUUUGUACUCGAAGUUCUCAACAUUUCUGGGGUACAAAAGUCGCUUGAGCGCCUUGCUGAGCUUCUUAACAAGAUUCAAAAGGCGCUAGGAGAGUAUCUUGAGCGCGAGCGUGUGUCGUUCCCUCGCUUCUACUUUGUUGGUGACGAAGAUUUGCUAGAGAUUAUCGGUAACAGCAACGACGUUCUGCGUAUCGCUAAACACCUACGCAAGAUGUUUGCUGGUAUCUCUGGACUUAUCACUGAUGAUGAUGGUGUCAUACAGGGGUUCACUUCCAAGGAGGGAGAGGAGGUCCAACUUCGUAAGGAGAUCUCGCUCGUCAAAACACCCAGAAUCAACGAAUGGCUCGGUGCUCUCGAAGCCAACAUGAAGACCACUCUGGCUGAGCUUACGUAUGAGGCUUACGAAGAGUUUGCUCAACUCGCAGGGGCCGAUACAAUGGAUUCGGAUGCUUUUAUGGAAUACAUUGCCAAGUACCCUGCUCAAGUUGUCGUUCUGGGAACACAGAUUGCCUGGACUCACGCUGUAGAGCGUUCGCUCGCCGAAGAAGGAGCUACUUUGCCCAAGCUUUACGAGAAGCAAGUCAAUGUCCUCAAACUGCUCGCUACCGCUGUCUUGGGUGACCUUGAACCCAUUCAGCGCCGCAAAUGCGAGGAUCUUAUUACUGAGUUCGUCCAUCAGCGCGAUGUCAUCCACAGGCUAGACAAGGUUGGUGCACGCUCGCCAACACACCACAUGUGGCUACUUUGCAUGCGAUAUGUAUAUGAGCCUGGCAAUGAUCUGCUCCAGCGACUGAGGAUCAAGAUGGCAAACGCUGUUCUCGACUACGGCUUCGAAUAUUUGGGUGUUACUGAUCGCCUUGUGCGCACGCCUCUUACCGACCGCUGUUUCCUUACUCUUACUCAAGCACUUUGUCAACGACUUGGUGGCUCUCCAUACGGUCCAGCUGGUACCGGUAAGACUGAAUCAGUUAAGGCUCUUGGUGUGCAGCUUGGACGAUUUACUCUAGUUUUCUGCUGUGACGACACAUUUGAUUUCCAGGCCAUGGGUCGUAUCUUCCUUGGUAUUUGCCAGGUUGGUGCUUGGGGAUGUUUUGACGAGUUCAAUCGUUUGGAAGAGCGUAUUCUCUCAGCUGUUUCGCAACAGAUUCAGAACAUCCAACUCGGUCUCAAGAAGGGCGCCGAGGAUGAAAAAUCACAGAUUGAACUUAUUGGCCGCCAGCUGAAGGUCAAUGGCAACACUGGAGUUUUCAUCACUAUGAAUCCUGGCUAUGCAGGUCGUUCAAACUUGCCCGACAAUCUCAAGAAGCUCUUCCGAAGCGUUGCUAUGUCCAAGCCUGACAAGGAGCUUAUUGCUGAAGUUAUGCUGUACUCCCAGGGUUUCUCCCAAGCCAAGGAGCUCUCAAAGCAAGUUGUACCAUUCUUCGACAGGUGUUCGUCAGGACUCUCCAAGCAGGCUCAUUACGACUUUGGUCUCCGUGCGCUCAAGAGUGUGCUUGUUAGCUCUGGUGGGCUGAAGCGUGCUCGCCUUGCCCAUCAACAAGACAGUACAACACUGGACGAAGAAGGCAUGGAGCCCCAGAUUAUCAUUCAGAGUUUACGCGAGACCAUAGCACCAAAGCUCAUCCGUUCUGAUGUUGAGCUUAUGAUGGCUAUCCAGGAAGAGUCAUUCCCUGGUGUUCAGUACAUUCCUGCUCCUCUCGACAAGCUUACUGAAGCGAUCCACAAGUGCGCUGCCGAGUCUAAACUUGUUGUUAGUGACGCAUGGAUGACAAAGAUUGUCCAAUUGUACCAGAUCCAAAAACUGCACCACGGUGUCAUGAUGGUUGGAUCUUCCGGUUCUGGAAAGUCCGCUGCUUGGCGGACACUUCUCUCAGCUCUCCAGGCUGUAGAGGGCGUAGAGGGCGUUUGUCACGUUAUUGACCCCAAGGUCAUGUCCAAGGAGCAGCUUUACGGAACGCUCGACAGCACAACGCGCGAGUGGACAGACGGUCUUUUCACUAGCAUUCUGCGUAAGAUUGUAGACAACCUUCGUGGUGAAGACAGCAAGCGUCACUGGAUCGUAUUUGACGGUGAUGUUGACCCCGAAUGGGUUGAGAACUUGAACUCCGUGCUCGAUGACAACAAGCUCCUCACGCUGCCUAACGGAGAGCGUCUCAAUCUUCCGUCUAACGUUCGCAUCAUGUUCGAAGUGGAGACUCUCAAUGACGACACUGUCGAGGUAGACAUGAUGAUCAAGAACUACAUUGAGCAUCUCAAGACCGUACCAUUUGAGGAUAUCGAAGACGACUCGGUUGCUCCUGGACAAAUGUCACAGAAGACUCUCACCACACAAGGAGUCAUCGCUGACUUCCUGCACAUCAAGCUUACUCAGGACCGCUUCAUUGAAAAGGCUCUCAGCAUGGCCAGGAAAUUCAAGCACAUCAUGGAGUACACUGAUAUUCGUGCGCUCAAUACACUGUUCUCGCUGCUUAAUAAGGCGUGCCGCAACGUCCUUGAGUACAAUGUGCAACACCCAGACUUUUCACUUGAAGACGACAAGAUGGAGACAUAUCUUGCCAAGAAGCUGCUUGUUGCUCUGGUCUGGGCAUUGGUUGGUGAUUGUCCUCUCAGGGAGCGUAAAGAAUUCGGUGACCUUAUCGCUGGCCUUACCGAUGUCGAGCUUCCUACUCUGAAUGAGUCCACUUCGCUCAUCGACUAUGAUGUCAAGCCUGACAGACCUGAAUGGGAUACAUGGCAGAGCCAGGUACCCAACGUCGAAGUCAACACUCACUCUGUCACCCAGACAGAUGUAGUCAUUCCAACCCUCGAUACUGUUCGCCACGAGGAUGUUCUCUACUCCUGGCUUGCAGAGCACAAACCAUUGCUGCUCUGCGGUCCUCCAGGUUCCGGAAAGACCAUGACUUUGUUCAGCGCACUUCGAAAGCUUCCCAAUAUGCAGGUUGUGGGUCUCAACUUCUCCAGCGCGACAACACCGGAUCUCCUUAUCAAGACAUUCGAGCAGUACUGCGAGUACAAGAAGACUCUCAAUGGUGUUCAGCUUACUCCUACCCAAGUUGGUCGUUGGCUGGUCAUUUUCUGCGACGAGAUCAACUUGCCCGCACCAGACAAGUAUGGUACGCAGCGAGCCAUUUCUUUCCUCAGACAGCUUGUUGAGCACAAUGGUUUCUGGAGGACUUCAGACAAGACAUGGGUUACUCUUGACCGUAUUCAAUUCGUUGGUGCUUGUAACCCUCCAACCGACGCCGGUCGUACGCCCAUGGGUCUUCGAUUCUUGCGCCACGCCCCGCUCAUCAUGGUUGAUUACCCUGGAGAGCAAUCGCUUCUUCAAAUUUACGGUACCUUCAAUACUGCGGUGCUCAAGAUCAUUCCCACACUGCGUGGUUAUGCCGACGCCCUCACCAAGGCAAUGGUUCAGCUCUACAGCGAGUCUCAGAAGCGCUUUACACCUGAUAUUCAGCCUCACUACGUAUACUCGCCUCGUGAACUUACUCGAUGGGUUCGUGGUAUCUAUGAGGCUCUUCGACCACUCGAGACUUUGCCUGUUGAGGGCCUUGUUAGGAUCUGGGCGCAUGAAGCCUUGCGCUUGUUCCAGGAUCGUCUUAUCGCAGAAGAGGAGAGAAAAUGGACUGAAGAGUGUGUCCACCGCGUUGCUACUGAGCAUUUCCCCACAAUCGACGAGGAGAAGGCUCUUGGAGGCCCCAUUUUGUUCUCCAACUGGCUUUCUAAGAACUACGUGCCAGUUGAGCGUGAACAACUCCGCGAGUUCGUCAAGGCCCGACUACGCACUUUCUGCGAGGAAGAGGUCGAUGUUCCUCUCAUUCUUUUCAAUGAUGUGCUUGAGCAUGUACUUCGCAUCGAUCGUGUUUUCCGUCAACCACAGGGUCAUCUUAUCCUCAUCGGUGUUAGUGGGUCUGGUAAGACCACUCUAUCGCGUUUUGUCGCCUGGAUGAACGGUUUGAGUGUCUACCAGAUCAAGGUUCACGGAAAGUACUCUGGCGAAGAUUUCGAUGAAGACUUGCGUACUGUGCUCCGACGCUGCGGUUGCAAGGGUGAGAAGAUUUGCUUCAUCAUGGACGAAGCCAACGUCCUUGACUCUGGUUUCCUUGAGCGCAUGAACACGCUUCUUGCUAACGCCGAGGUUCCCGGUUUGUUUGAGGGUGAUGAGUACGCCUCUUUGCUUACCGCCAUUAAGGAAGGUGCCCAGCGCCAGGGUAUCAUUCUCGACUCUCAGGACGAAUUAUACAAGUGGUUCACGGAGCAGAUUGUCAAGAACCUCCACGUUGUUUUCACCAUGAACCCUCCAGAAGGAGGUCUUUCUUCAAAGGCUGCAACGAGUCCUGCGCUUUUCAACCGUUGCGUGCUCAACUGGUUCGGGGACUGGUCCGAUCAAGCACUCUACCAGGUCGGCUCCGAACUCACACAGUCUGUUGACUUGGAUCGCACAAACUACGUGGCACCCGAUAGUAUUCCUGUCGCUUACCGUGGACUUACCCUACCACCAUCCCAUCGGGAGAGUGUGGUUAACGCCAUGGUUGCUGUACACCAUUCCCUCCGAAGCAAGAACGCGAAAUUGCAGAAGACGCAAAACCGCAAGAUGUACCUCACGCCACGACACUUCUUGGACUUUGUGGCACAAUACGUCAAGCUGUACAAUGAGAAGCGUGAAGACCUGGAAGAACAGCAACGCCAUCUUAACGUCGGUCUAGAGAAACUUCGCGAGACAUUCGACAAGGUCAAAGAACUCCGAGCAAGCCUCGCCGAGAAACAGACACAAUUGACCAAGAAGGAUGCAGAAGCGAACGAGAAGCUACAGCGUAUGAUUGCUGACCAAAACGAAGCAGAGCAGAAGAAGGCAGGAUCGAUCAAGAUGCAAGCUAGACUUGCCAAGGACAAGGAGGAGAUUCAAAAGCGACAAGAGGUGGUCAAUACUGAUUUAGCAGCAGCCGAACCCGCUGUUAUUGAGGCACAGAAGAGUGUGCAGAACAUCAAGCGCCAGCAUCUUACCGAAGUCAGAUCCAUGCAGAACCCUCCCGCCGGUGUCAAGCUUGCGCUUGAAGCCGUGUGCACAAUUCUUGGCCACAAGCCUGACAGCUGGAAGACUAUUGUUUCCAUUGUAAGGCGUGACGACUUUAUCGCCAGUAUCGUGACAUUCGACAACGAGAGGCAGAUGACUGCUGCACACCGAAGGAAGAUGCAGAACGAGUAUCUGUCCAAGGAGGAGUUCACCUUUGAGAAGGUCAACCGCGCUUCCAAGGCUUGUGGUCCUCUUGUACAAUGGGUAUCUGCUCAAGUCACGUACUCCGACAUUCUCGACCGUGUUGGACCCCUACGUGCUGAGGUCGACAACUUGCAAGUCGAGUUGCAGAAGACAGAAGAGGGUGCGAAGGAGACCCAGAUCCUUAUCCAAAACCUCGAGGAGAGUAUCGGACGUUACAAGACCGAGUACGCAGCCUUGAUCAGCGAAACACAAGCCAUCAAGACGGAAAUGUCGACUGUCCAAUUCAAGGUUGACCGCAGUGUGCGACUUCUUGACAGCUUGUCUUCUGAACGUACUCGAUGGGAGGAGAGCAGCAAGUCGUUCGAUUCUCAAAUUGACACCAUUGUCGGUGAUGUUAUGGUUGCCGCAGCUUUCAUCGCAUAUGCUGGUUACUACGAUCAGCAAUACCGAAAAGCACUUACCGAGGACUGGUACGAUCAUCUCAAGCAGUCUGGCAUCAGCUUCAAGCCAACAAACCCAUUUACGGAAUACCUAUCCACAGCUGAUGAUCGACUAAACUGGCAACACAACGGUCUGCCUGUUGAUGAUCUUUGCACUGAAAACGCUAUCGUCCUACAGCGUUUCAACCGUUACCCGCUCAUCAUCGAUCCGUCUGGUAGGACUACUGAAUUCUUGCAGAACGAAUGCAAGGAACGCCGCCUUACGGUCACCAGCUUCUUGGAUGAUUCGUUCACCAAGCAGCUCGAGAGUUCUCUGCGCUUCGGUAACCCAAUCUUGAUUCAAGACGCUGAACAUCUGGAUCCUAUCCUCAACCAUGUUCUCAACAAGGAGUACCAGAAGACUGGAGGUCGUGUCCUCAUUCAACUCGGCAAGCAAGAGAUUGACUUUUCGCCGUCUUUCCGCUUGUACUUGUCCACUCGCGAUCCUUCCGCCAACUUCGCUCCCGAUAUUUGCAGUCGCACCACCUUUGUCAACUUUACAGUCACGCAGAGCAGCUUGCAAACCCAAACACUCAAUGAGGUUCUCAAGUCUGAGAGGCCUGAUGUCGAUGAGCGACGCUCUAACCUCAUCAAGAUGCAGGGAGAGUUUGCAGUCCACCUUCGUCAACUGGAGAAGCGAUUGUUACAGGCUCUCAAUGAGUCGCGCGGUAACAUUCUUGACGACGACCGUGUCAUUGAAACCCUUGAGACGCUCAAGAAGGAAGCCAAGGAGAUCUCCGAGAAGGUCUCCGAGACCGCUGGCGUUAUGACUGAAGUCGAGAAUAUUACAAAGGAGUACACUGUUGUUGCUCGUUCUUGCUCGGCAAUCUUUGCUGUGCUGGAGCAACUUCACCACCUCAACCACUUCUACCAGUUCUCGCUUCAGUACUUUACACAGAUCUUCGAGGCGGUUUUGCGCAAGAUUCGCAACUCUUCGAUCACUGGACAUGCAGCGCGCAUUGAGCAGAUUGUUACUGAGCUCUUUGUCGACGCUUACCGCCGUACCUCGCUGUCCUUGCUCCAGAAGGACCGUGUUACUUUCGCCAUGCUGCUUGUGCAAGCAGCACCCUACAAGAUGGACAAGACACACAUUGACCAAAUUCUCGACCCUGACCUUAAGGGCAUCGAUGUGUCGACCGAGAUGGAUCGCAAAGCAGAAGCCAUGGAGCGUGCAAGCAAGAUUCCGAUUUUCAAAGAUGUCCUCGAGAAGAUUGACGAGAGCGCCUGGGAUGCAUUCCUUAACGAAGAAAUGGGAGAGCGACACGUGCCGCAGGCUUGGCCAGAAGAUCUUACCAAGUUCGACCAGCUCCUGCGAGCUCUCAUCCUCGUCAAGCUGUUCCGUGUUGACCGCUUUGUUCCUGCUGUGGAGCGAUUUGUCACUGAGGUCUUUGGCAAGGGUAUUCUCGAUGCAAGUGGUGACUUGGGUGACAUUGUUAAGCAAGUCAACGCCGUCACCCCAGUUGCUCUCAGUUCCAGUCCUGGAUUCGACGCCAGCUACAAGGUCGACAACCUUGUCGAAAGAGAGCAAGUCAGCUGCUCCAACAUUGCCAUGGGUUCCAACGAAGGUGCCGCGGCAGCAGACAAGGCUAUCGCUAACGCCGCUACUACUGGCAACUGGGUACUUGUCAAGAACGUCCAUCUCACACCCCAGUGGCUGCAGUCGCUCGAGAAGCGUCUUGAGGCACUCAAGCCCAACCCUGACUUCCGCCUGUUCCUUUCCAUGGAGUCUAGCCCGAAGAUUCCUGUCAACUUACUCCGUGCUUCGCGUGUCCUGUCAUACGAGCAGCCCGCUGGAGUGCGCGCUAAUAUGAAGGACUCCUUGUCGUCCUUGGCAGAGAAGGCAACCAAGCCACCUGUGGAGAAGGCCCGUGUCUACCUCCUGUUGUCUUUCUUGCACGCGGUCAUUCAAGAGCGUCUGCGAUAUGCACCUACAUUGGGAUGGAAGGGCUUCUGGGAGUUCAACGACAGCGAUUACGAAUGCUGCAGCUUCAUCAUCGACACAUGGAUCGACACCGUUGCCCAAGGCCGCUCCAACAUUGCGCCAACCAAGAUCCCAUGGGAGAUGCUACGCUAUCUCAUCACGGAAAUGUACGGCGGCAAGAUCGACAACACGGAGGAUUGGCAGAUUCUCUCAUCUCUUGUCGAUUCGUGCAUGACUCCCGCGGCGUUUGAAGACAACUUCAAGAUUGUCAAGGAGACGGAGCACAGUGAGGGUCUUGAGCUGCCUAGCUCGACCAGCUGGAAGGACUUUAUGGGCUGGGUCAAUGACCUGCCUGAGCGCGAGCCACCAACGUACUUGGGUCUCCCAGCCAAUGCGGAGAAGUUGCUGCUUGUGGGCCAGGCGAAUGAUAUGGUGGGUGGAUUGAAGAGGGUGGUGGAAAUGUUGGAUGAGGGUGAGCAGAUUAUGGCUGAGGCAGAAUCUUAG
Molecule: messenger RNA, 12978 nt
Organism: Bipolaris maydis ATCC 48331
Lineage: Eukaryota; Fungi; Ascomycota; Dothideomycetes; Pleosporales; Pleosporaceae
Source: RefSeq, a predicted model, not a curated record